AUGCAAAUUCAUGGUUUAUUACUUUUGACUCUGAUAUAUUCUUUGUCAAAAAUCGAAGCUGGCUCUCAAUUUAGAUCAUGUUCAUAUUCUCCCGAUUUUUACAAAGUGCUCGUUUCUUUUACCACCAGUAUUACUGAUAAGCAAAAAUUUUGUUGUACUGGUUCUCAAUGUGCUAAUUUGUCUCCCGAAUGUCCCUUAUGGGGAGGAAAUAUUCGAGGGCAAUGUGAAACGGUUGGUGAAUCUAAAUUUUGCGUUACUUCUCUUGUAAGUACAGCACAUCAUCCAGGGGAAUUAUGCGGAGGAAUUGUGAACGAUGUUGUCUCUACCAAUGCUACUGUCCCAGCAGCGAAGCGGUCGGAAGUAUAUUUUAGUUGGUUAUGUUGUGAUGACAACUCUUGUACGGAACCGACAAAUGUCACAGUAGAUGCUACGUCUCAUGCUGCUAAAACUAAUUGUGAUAAUGGUCAAUAUAGCAUGAUGUGUUUUUUAGAUAAUGGGAGUUGGAGUUGUACUGGAAGUAAAACCCCUGAUAUCAAUGAUAUUACUGAACCGAUCGGAAAUUGCGCAAUAUCUGUAGUUUUACCUGGCAUGUGA
Molecule: messenger RNA, 594 nt
Organism: Diversispora eburnea
Lineage: Eukaryota; Fungi; Glomeromycota; Glomeromycetes; Diversisporales; Diversisporaceae
Source: the annotation of a GenBank genome assembly